This is a messenger RNA of Dermacentor albipictus, 2055 nucleotides long. Lineage: Eukaryota; Metazoa; Arthropoda; Arachnida; Ixodida; Ixodidae. The record is from RefSeq and is a predicted model, not a curated record.
UGGAUUUCAUUUUAUGUACAAUUUGAAAUAAAGAAAAAUUGAAACACACAAAAUCACACAAGAACACGCUGCAAAAAAGUUAGUCAGCACAGCGUUCGCAAAAAACAUCGGGGUGCUGGUGCUGCCCGACGGCAGCACCGACACCCCAAGCCCGCGUCGUGCGAGCCGAGUGAUUCAACAGGGCCCGUGACGUCGCCCUGUGGCCCGACGGAUGAGGCCCCACCGCUGCUGCAUCGUGGCCCGGGCAGGCUGGGGCUGCGGCGAGCAGUGCCGGCGCGGACAGGUCAUCGGCAGGGGCACCCCCGGUGUGAUGGAGAGCAUAAUCCGGGGGCGCACCGCGGACGGGUGCACUGGGCUCGCCGCCAGUAGGAGGCCCGGGCCGCUGGCGAGCAAGAGGAGCGACGGCCCCUCGGCCCGAGCGACGUCCCGGUGCUCCCGUUGUUCAUGCACACGGCACGUGCCCGCUCGGCGAUGACGCCGCCGCUUGUCCGCUUAGCACUCGGCGGAGAAGCGAGGCCCGGUGCGAGGCCUCCUGCAGCGGCACCCGUUGACCUUCCGCGUAGCGCCGAGCUCGCUCCUGGCGGUGACGUCCGCGCUGGAGAGGCCGCGUGGCCUCCUGCGCCAGUGGACCACCUCGCGUCGCCGGAACAGCUCGAUGGAGUCCGCCGUUGCUCCAAGGAGCCCGGGUGCCCGAUGGAUGCUGGGCGCGCGGGCCACCGCGCUCUUCUCGCCGGCCCCGACGACGGCUGGCCGCAUGUGGUGCUCGUGGGUGGAUGACAUCUUUCGAGACGGGAGCGCUGCCCUGCAUGGCGCUGUAGAACGGGACCAUCCGCUGCGGUGGCUGCUGCUGCUCUGGCCGCUGACGUGUCCUUUCGUUCCCUUUCGUCUUUUACCACGCGGAGCGCGGGAGCACGCUAGAUCGCGUGAUCGCGCGAGAACACGAGCCCAAGCUCGUCUUUAUCAACUGGGGAUAGCCGAAAAACAAAUAUUUUUUGCAAAUUAUUUGGCAGAGAGCCCUCAGCUUUUCUUGCGAUUUAUCGCGAAAAUACGCGUUCCACGCAAAUGUUCCUUCUUGCGUUUCAUUCGUGUUAACUAGUCAAUGCAAAAACAGCCUCUCCUCCAGCCGUCAUCCUUGCGCCCGUCUUAUCCCAGCAGACACAACGAGGUAAACAAAGUGAAGGAGGAAGAAGUUACCGCAUACCGCGCCAUCAGAAAAGGGAAGGAAAACCAAACGUCGUGGUAUGUUGCAGUACUGCUUCAGGGCCAAGAUGUGAGAAAUGCCGCAAGCCCACCAGUACCCCCAGUAGUGAUCGACGCCAGCGCCAAGUACCCGACGGGGCUGUUCCAGGGCACGUGGUCCGACCUGGGUUCCUUCGACGAGUGCAUCGAGACCAUGGCCCGCGACCGGAACGGCGGCGAAGUGGCGCGCGGCCAGUACUGCAACGUCUACGUCAAGAUGGCCAAUGACACCUCAUUCUUUGACGAGAUGCUGCCUAACUUCAUCAUGGCCCACGAGCGGAAUACUUGCGACUAAGACGCCCGACUACCUUCCUAAAACCAAAGAAAACGACAACGAAGAAGAGCAUAUAAGUUGUAUAUAAACUCUCUUACGUGUACACCUUUAGCACCUUUUACACCUUUAGCACCUUUUACAUGCUACCUUUAGCACUCGUAGAGCACGGGAAAGAUAUGCUAUGAACUGAAAGGUCACCGGUUUGAAGGUGCUUGAGUUAAGCAUGCGCUACGUCAUGGCCAUGUCGCUACUGUAACUUACGCUCUCAACGUUUUUCGUGGAGCUUUAUCGCAACUCACACAUACAGUGCUCACGGAAUGAAAUGCGUCAAUUUAUGGCUAACUAAUGCGCAUACUUCAGUUUCCACCCGCAUCAGUUCGUAUCACAUUAACGUAAUUUUGGCGCGUACAUUUAGACCGGAGUCCCCGUCACCGUCGGUGUCCAGAUUCCUAUUGAGAUGACAUGGUACUUUCGAGUACUUUGCAUAUAUGCAGGGCUCUAGUAUAUGCUCCCUGUCGCGUUUCAUUCCCCGAGCACUGUAC